Molecule: messenger RNA, 6111 nt
Organism: Andrographis paniculata
Lineage: Eukaryota; Viridiplantae; Streptophyta; Magnoliopsida; Lamiales; Acanthaceae
Product: ABC transporter A family member 1
Exons: 41
Coding region: 235-5940 (1901 amino acids)
Biological process (GO): lipid transport; transmembrane transport
Cellular component (GO): membrane; intracellular membrane-bounded organelle
Molecular function (GO): ATP hydrolysis activity; lipid carrier activity; ATP binding
Source: RefSeq, a predicted model, not a curated record
AAUAUUGAAUCGUCAUCAGUCGUCAGGAGAACGGCCAAUUCGUAAGAAAGCAGUUGGGGCGAGUGCUUUCUGUACGCCUUCGUUCUUCUACUGAGCCUGCGACCGCUUCACGCAUCCACCGCUCCUUGGAAGAAGAUAUUAUUGUUUUCAAUCCGCUAUGUGUGUUAGGGAAGGAGAGGAACUCUGUCUGAAUAUUGAAUCUGAAUAGAGUGGGGAGGACACCGCUUUUCAGCUAUGGAGAAGAAGAAAAGUAAGGAGAAGGAGGGGAUGAGGUCGUCGAGAAGGCAAUUGAAGGCCAUGCUCCGCAAGAACUGGCUACUGAAAAUUCGUCAUCCGUUUGUCACUUGCGGAGAGAUUUUGCUUCCAACCAUUGUUAUGCUGUUGCUAAUAGCUGUGAAAAUGAACGUUGAUACGACAGUCCACCCUCCUCAGCCAUAUAUUAGGAAGGACAUGCUCGUGACAGUAGGACAAGGUGGCAUGUCUGCACCCUUUAACCAAAUUUUGGAAUUGUUAUAUGCCAAGGGUGAGUUUUUGGCCUUUUCACCUGAUACAAGUGAGACCAGGAUGAUGAUAAAUGUGCUGUCCCUGAAAUUUCCUCUGCUGAAGCUAACAGCGAAGGUUUACAAAGAUGAGGAGGAAUUGGAGGCAUACAUUCGCUCUGACACUUAUGGUACUUUUGAUAAAGAAAAGAAUUUCACAAGCCCAAAAAUCAAGGGAGCAAUUGUGUUUCACGAACAAGGUCCUCAAUCUUUUGACUAUAGCAUACGCUUGAACCACACGUGGGCAUUUUCUGGAUUUCCUGACGUUAACACAAUCAUGGAUGUGAAUGGGCCAUUUCUUAAUGACUUGCAGUUGGGUGUGAACGAAAUACCAAUAAUGCAGUACAGCAUUAGUGGAUUUUUCACUCUUCAACAAGUAAUGGAUUCAUUCAUUAUAUUUGUUCAACAACAACAAAUGACAAACUCGACCGACAACGAGCUAACAUCAUCUUCAGAUUCAACUUCAUUGCACAGAAAAUUUGAGAUACCAUGGAAACAGUUUAUCCCUUCAAAUAUAACACUUGCCCCAUUUCCAACUCCUGAAUACACAGAUGAUGAAUUCCAGUCUAUUGUGAAGAGUGUCAUGGGAGUUUUGUACUUGCUGGGGUUUCUUUAUCCAAUCUCUCGACUUAUUAGUUAUUCUGUUUCUGAGAAGGAGCAAAAAAUCAAGGAAGGUCUAUACAUGAUGGGUCUAAAGAACAGCAUGUUUAUUCUCUCCUGGUUUCUGACAUAUGCCCUGCAGUUUGCUAUCUCUUCAGGAAUCAUCACUCUCUGCACAAUGGAAACUCUUUUUAAGUACAGUGACAAGUCCCUGGUGUUUGUAUACUUCUUCUGUUUUGGACUCAGCUCAAUAACAUUAUCAUUUUUAAUUUCCACAUUCUUCAAUCGAGCAAAAACUGCAGUAGCCGUUGGGACACUUGCAUUUCUUGCAGCUUUCUUUCCUUAUUAUACUGUGGAUGAUGAGGCUGUUUCCAUGUUAUUGAAGGUCUUGGCCUCUUUUCUUUCACCAACAGCAUUUGCAUUGGGGUCGGUUAAUUUUGCUGAUUAUGAGCGUGCUCAUGUUGGACUUCGGUGGAGCAACAUUUGGCGGGAAUCAUCUGGAGUUUCCUUCCUGGUGUGUCUUCUCAUGAUGUUAUUGGACACUGUCUUAUACUGUGCUAUUGGUCUAUAUCUAGAUGAGGUCUUUCGUAAGGAGAAUGGGAUGCACUGGCCGUGGAGUUCCAAAUUAUUCAAGCCUUUUUGGAGGAAGAGGGAUCUAAGGCAACAGUCUUCUUCCAAUUCACAUAUUAAGUUAAUUGGCAGCGACCUUGAGAAAUGUCCUCUUACAUUUGAAAGAGAUGCAUAUAAACCUGCAAUGGAAGCCAUAAAUUUGGAAAUGAAGCAACAAGAGCUUGAUGGGCGAUGUAUUCAGAUUAGAAAUUUACACAAGGUGUACGCUUCCAAGAAAUCAAGGUGCUGUGCCGUGAAUUCUUUACAGCUUACACUUCAUGAAAAUCAAAUUGUCGCUCUUCUAGGACAUAAUGGAGCUGGUAAAAGCACUACAAUGUCAAUGCUUGUUGGCCUUGUUCGACCAACCUCUGGAGAUGCAUUAGUUUUUGGAAAGAACAUCUUAACAGAUAUGGAUGAAAUACACAAAAGCUUGGGCGUCUGUCCCCAAUAUGACAUCCUUUUUCCUGAACUGACUGUGAAGGAACAUUUAGAAAUAUUUGCUAAUAUAAAGGGAGUCAACGAAGAUAACUUGGAGAAUAUUGUAACCGUAAUGGCUGAAGAAGUGGGUUUGGCUGAUAAACUCAACACUGUUGUAAGGGCUCUUUCUGGUGGUAUGAAGAGGAAGUUAUCUUUGGGAAUCGCACUCAUAGGAGACAGCAAGGUUAUUAUCCUUGAUGAGCCCACAAGUGGAAUGGAUCCAUACUCAAUGCGGUUGACAUGGCAGCUUAUCAAAAGAAUUAAGAAAGGACGGAUAAUACUACUAACUACUCACUCUAUGGAUGAAGCCGAUGCUCUAGGGGAUAGGAUUGCUAUCAUGGCUAAUGGUUAUCUCAAGUGCUGUGGAAGUUCUUUUUUCUUAAAGCAGCAGUAUGGUGUUGGUUAUACUCUUACCCUUGUGAAGAGUACACCAAGUGCCACGGCUGCAGCAGAUAUUGUUUACAGAUACAUCCCAUCAGCAACAUGUGUGAGCGAAGUUGGCAAUGAAAUAUCAUUCAAGCUCCCUCUUGCAUCUUCAUCAUCCUUUGAAACCAUGUUUCGGGAAAUAGAGCAGUGCAUGCGAAGAUCAAAAUCUAGUUCUGGGACUGUUGAGUGUGCAGAAAAUACUUUUCUUGGCAUUGAGAGUUAUGGUAUUUCAGUCACGACUCUAGAAGAAGUGUUUCUGAGAGUUGCUGGAGGUGAUUUUGAUGAACCUGAGUGUCUUGCUGAUGAUAGGAUUUCAGUUAUGCCUUAUUUGAAUGAAAACCAACCUAGCCAAAUCAAAUUUCCAGAAAGAAUCUUGAGCUCAAAAUUCUGCAGAAAUUUUGUUGAAGUUAUUGGGUUUAUAUUCUCUGUGAUGGGGAAAGCAAGCAGCCUCUUUUUUGCUACUACACUACACAUCAUAAAGUACCUUAGCAUGCAGUGUUGUUGCACUGGUAUAAUUUCAAGGUCAACAUUUUGGAGGCACUCAAAAGCAUUAUUGAUAAAGAGAGCAGCGUCCGCUCGGCGAGAUCAAAAGACAAUAGUUUUCCAGCUAAUAAUUCCUGCCUUCUUCAUGCUUUUUGGUCUUAUUAUGAUCCAACUUAAGCCGCAUCCUGACCAGCAAUCAAUAACCUUCACGACCUCUUACUUCAAUCCUCUAUUAACUGGUGGAGGUGGUGGUGGUCCAAUUCCUUUCGAUCUAUCAUCAUCCAUAGCAAAGGAGGUUUCAAAACGUGUUCAUGAUGGUUGGAUUCAAAGAUACAGACCAACCACAUAUAAAUUUCCUGAUUCAGGGAAAGCAUUUGAUGAUGCUGUUGAAGCUGCUGGACCGACAUUGGGCCCUAUUUUACUUUCAAUGAGUGAAUAUCUCAUGUCUAGCUUUAAUGAAUCCUAUCAAUCAAGAUAUGGAGCAGUUGUUAUGGAUAAACAAUCUGAUGAUGGGAAUCUAGGUUAUACUGUUCUUCACAACAGUACUUGUCAGCACUCUGCUCCAACCUUUAUUAAUCUAAUGAAUUCAGCAAUACUCAGGCUUGCCACUCAUAAUGAGAACAUGACAAUAAACACACGUAAUCACCCAUUGCCAAUGACAAAGAGUCAGAUCCAGCAAAAUCAUGAUCUCGACGCCUUUAGAGUCGUUAUUGUGAUCACCGUUGCCUUUUCUUUCAUUCCUGCUUCAUUUGCAGUGGCUAUUGUGAAGGAACGUGAAGUAAAAGCAAAGAAUCAACAACUUAUUAGUGGGGUGUCUAUACUGUCAUAUUGGACUUCCACAUACUUCUGGGACUUCAUCAGCUUCUUGAUUCCAACAUCUUUUGCAUUUUUCCUUUUUUUCAUAUUUGGCCUAGAUCAAUUCAUCGGGAGGGAAUCUUUUGUGUCCACUGUCCUCAUGUUCUUGGGAUACGGUCUAUCAAUAUCAUCAUCUACUUAUUGCCUCACUUUUUUCUUUUCUGAACAUAGCAUGGCUCAGAAUGUGGUCCUCUUGGUGCAUUUUUUCACUGGGCUCAUUCUCAUGGUACUAUCAUUUGUAAUGGGGCUUAUGGAAUCGACAUCUCAAGCCAAUUCUCAUCUCAAGAACUUCUUCAGAUUGUCACCUGGAUUUUGCUUCGCUGAUGGUUUAAGUUCAUUAGCUCUUCUGCGACAAGGGAUGAAAAAGGGAUCUGGCGAUCAAGUAUAUGGCUGGAAUGUUACUGGAGCUUCUAUAUGCUACAUGGUCACUGAGGGCCUGCUUUACUUUGUUUUGACGCUUGUUCUUGAGGUCCUGCUUCCUCUCAAGAUAAAUUUUGUGGCAGCUUCUGACUUGUGGACACGUGCAAGAAAAUUAUGUUCACCUUCCUGUAGUUCCUUAGAACCUCUUCUUCAGUCAUCUUCAGUAGAGAAUUGUGAUCUUGAGGAGGACAUUGAUGUUCAAACUGAACGAAACUGGGUUCUAUCUGGCAGAGUUGCCAAAGCAAUUAUCUACCUGCGCAAUCUUCGAAAGGUGUAUCUGGGAGGGAAGAGGAAUGGCUCAAAAGUUGCUGUUGAUUCAUUGACAUUCUCAGUACCAGAAGGAGAAUGCUUUGGUUUUCUAGGACCCAAUGGUGCUGGAAAAACGACAACUCUCUCUAUGCUGUCUGGAGAAGAACGACCCACUGAUGGGACUGCAUACAUAUUUGGUAAAGAUAUCAAAUCAAAUCCCAAGGCUGCUCGGCAACAUGUUGGAUAUUGCCCUCAAUUUGAUGCCCUGCUUGAGUUUGUCACGGUUCGUGAACACCUGGAACUUUAUGCUAGGAUAAAAGGAGUCCAAGAUGGAGAACUUGAACAUGUGGUCAUGGAAAAGUUAGUGGAGUUUGACUUGCUGAAACAUGCUGAUAAGCCAUCAUAUGCAUUAAGUGGAGGAAAUAAACGAAAACUGUCAGUUGCAAUUGCCAUGAUUGGGGAUCCUCCACUAGUUAUUCUUGAUGAACCAUCUACCGGAAUGGAUCCCAUUGCCAAAAGAUUUAUGUGGGAUGUCAUAUCACGGUUAUCUACCCGAAGAGGGAAGACAGCUGUUAUUCUUACAACUCAUAGCAUGAAUGAAGCUCAGGCUCUCUGCACCAGGAUCGGUAUAAUGGUUGGAGGUAAGCUAAGAUGCAUUGGAAGCCCUCAGCAUCUGAAAAACAGAUUCGGCAACCAUCUCGAAUUAGAGGUUAAACCUACUGAAGUGAGCUCCUCGGAGCUGACUGCAUUGUGUGAAACAAUUCAGGAAAAGUUUUUCGACAUGCCCUCUCAUUCACGAAGCAUACUUGACAACCUUGAAGUUUGCAUUGGUGGUGUUGAUGGCACUUCAGCUGAAAAAGCAGCCGAGAUCAGCUUAUCAAGAGAGAUGAUUGUAACAAUUGGUCGAUGGCUUGGAAAUGUAGAAAGAGUUAAGACCCUUGUAUCUGCUGAUCUUGAUUCUUAUGGAGCCUUCGGUGAACAGUUUUCAGAACAGUUGCUUCGUGAUGGAGGGAUCCAAUUACCAGUAUUCUCAGAAUGGUGGUUAACCAAAGAAAAAUUUUCCGAAAUCGAUUCAUUCAUCCAAUCUUCCUUCCCCGGUGCGACACCUGAAGGUUGUGAUGGCUUGAGUGUUAAAUAUCAGCUUCCAUACUACGAAGACCUCUCCCUCGCCGAUGUUUUCGGGCAUAUGGAAAGGAACCGAAAUGCACUCGGUAUAUCAGAAUAUAGCGUAAGCCAGUCGACACUAGAGACUAUAUUUAACCAUUUCGCAUCAAACCCGUGAGGCACAGAAGAGAACAAGGUAUGGUUGAGAAAUUGUUGUAGAGAGCUUUGAUUCUUGCAGUGUUGUAAAUAUCAUUAUCUUUGCUGCCUUAGCAAGAACAGAACAGAUAAUAUUUUUAUGUGGAUGCUAUUAUUGGUUUUUGGAGGUAUUUGUUCUAAUGUUUGUGUGGAA